Plenodomus lingam JN3 is the source of this 180-nucleotide messenger RNA. The record is from RefSeq and is a predicted model, not a curated record. Lineage: Eukaryota; Fungi; Ascomycota; Dothideomycetes; Pleosporales; Leptosphaeriaceae.
AUGGUAACCGCAAAGCAGCAGAUGCCAGCUGUAGCUUCAAUGCUGGAGUACUGCAAAUUUACCUGUUUCGGGAAUGGGUUUGCUCACGUCCUUGGGUUUGGGGCGGCAGCAUGGCAGAAGGCUGACUACAUCUUGGGUCCAGUUCACAAGGUAAAGUUACAAGAUCAGCACGAUCGUUAG